Paecilomyces variotii is the source of this 1629-nucleotide messenger RNA. RefSeq names its product nucleophile aminohydrolase. Gene Ontology annotation, molecular function: threonine-type endopeptidase activity. The coding region runs from base 1 to 1629 and encodes 542 amino acids. The transcript is spliced from 6 exons. NCBI's taxonomy places the organism in Eukaryota, Fungi, Ascomycota, Eurotiomycetes, Eurotiales, Thermoascaceae. Gene Ontology annotation, biological process: protein maturation. The record is from RefSeq and is a predicted model, not a curated record.
AUGACACCCCGCCAUAGAGAGGGGGGCGAUAUUGCUGCAAUAUUCGUGCAUGCAGGAGCAGGAUACCACAGCGUCCAGAAUGAAAAGAUCCACCUGGAAGCCUGCAAUGAGGCGGCUAGGGUUGCCAUGACACUGCUCAAGAACGGUGGCUCAGCAGUCGACGCCGUAGAAAUGGCCAUUGCGUUGAUGGAGGACCAUGAAAUCACAAAUGCAGGUUAUGGCAGUAAUCUGACCGUCGAUGGUACUGUCGAGUGUGAUGCUACCGUCGUCGAUCACCUCGGGCGUAGUGGUGCUGUUGGCGCUGUCUCCCAGAUAAAGAACCCGAUAUCCCUAGCACGUAAAAUCCUUGAUGCUUCGACGAAGCCCCUCUCCUUGCACAGAGUUCCCCCGAAUCUUCUUGUCGGCCCCGGGGCUACAGAUUUUGCCUACGAUAAUGGCAUACACGUGCUCCCUCCCGACUUCCUGGUUUCUGAUCCUGCUAGGGAACGCUGGCGUCGCUGGAGACAAGAUCUGCAGGCUGCUGAUCGUCAAGCAAUGGUAGAGUUGGAAGAACGGAUGGAGCUCGAGUGCCAGGAUAAUCCAUAUAUGAUUUCCGAUUACCCUGGCAUUAUACGUGCAACCCAGGUUAUGUCGCCGCCUUCUAGUGUUGAGCCUAACCUGGCAGUUGAUGCCACCGCCAGUCCAAACGCAGCCAGGGUUAAUAGGGGUACCGCGAUUGAGGACGGCGCCAAUACUUCCUAUGGUAUUGAUCAGGACCAGCACAUCGACUCCAUGGAAUAUGAGCACUACCAAGAGCCGCAGGACGACGUCGACAAUGCCUUCUCUUGGGAACAGCACCCUUCCAACUUUUUGAGGGAUUCUGACGGCUACUCUGGCCACGAUGGUCGACUGACAUCGGCCGCAACGCUGCCUGUCCGCCUGCACCACGCUGAACACGCUGAAGUGACCCCAGGAGAAGAUGCGCAGAGUGGAAUAUCUUCCCCUACGCCGCACAGAAAGUCUCUCGUGGAAGACUACAAUGGACAUAAAGUGGAUAACAUCACCGAUACCGUUGGUGCCAUUGCUGUGGACUGUUAUGGAAAUAUUGCAGCAGCCUCAUCUUCCGGUGGCAUUGGGAUGAAGCAUCGCGGCAGAGUCGGACCUGCAGCUCUGGUGGGGAUUGGUACUGCCGUUAUUCCUGCGGAUCAGGAGGAUCCUGACAGGGUGUCUGUCGCUACUGUUACAUCUGGGACUGGCGAACAUAUGGCAACGACAAUGGCCGCCAGCACUUGCGCAUCACGCAUUUACUACAGCCAAAGGAAGGGCGAGGGCGGCACGUUCGAAGAGGUCACUGAGGACGAGGCCAUGAAAGCAAUGAUUGAAAAGGAUUUCAUGGAUCAUGUUGGCGUGAAGAAUAGUCACUGCCAAGCCGCCAUUGGUAUCAUGGCAGUCAAAAAGACCAAAGACGGCGUCUUUCUCUUUUUCGGUCACAAUACUGAUUCUUUCGCCCUGGCCUCCAUGAGCUCCGAGGAGAGAAAGCCAGUUUGUGUCAUGUCGCGCAGCAAUGGGAACGGAAGCAUCGCUCAAGGAGGUCGUGCUUACAGACACAGAAGAUACAGAGUUAGACACUUCCCAAUUGGGGAGUUCUAG